GUGCUGGUCGUGAAGACUCUCUGCCACCGUUCAGACUUGGACUAAACAGCGGAUAACAUCUAUACCAUUUGUUUGCUGGCCUCUUUCCUUUACCAUCUCGAGUGAUCAUGGGGAACUGUUUGACUGUGGGCCCGAACGAGGCUCUGGUGGUCUCCGGUGGUUGCUGUGGCUCUGAUGAUAAGACCUACGUUGUGGGAGGCUGGGCCUGGGCUUGGUGGUUCAUCUCGGACACCCAAAGGAUAACUCUGGAGAUCAUGACUCUGCAGCCCCGAUGUGAGGAUGUGGAGACGGCAGAGGGGGUCGCCAUCACUGUCACAGGGGUGGCUCAGGUCAAAGUCAUGACGGAGCAGGACCUGCUGGCCGUAGCUUGUGAGCAGUUUCUGGGUAAAUCAGUCAUGGGAAUCAAAGCUGUGGUUCUGCAGACUUUGGAAGGACAUCUGCGCUCCAUUUUAGGAACCCUGACUGUAGAGCAAAUCUAUCAGGACAGGGACCAGUUUGCUAAACUGGUGAGAGAGGUAGCAGCUCCUGAUGUCGGCAGGAUGGGAAUCGAGAUUCUCAGCUUUACCAUUAAGGACGUGUACGAUAAGCUGGAUUACCUGAGCUCUCUCGGUAAGACCCAGACUGCAGCUGUCCAAAGGGAUGCAGACAUUGGCGUGGCUGAGGCAGAGAGGGAUGCUGGGAUACGGGAAGCAGAAUGUAAGAAGGAGAUGAUGGACGUGAAAUUCCAGGCCGACACCAAGAUGGCCGACUCCAAACGAGAACUGGAGCUGCAGAAAGCUGCUUUUAACCAGGAAGUCAACACUAAGAAAGCAGAGGCCCAGCUGGCGUACGAGCUGCAGGCGGCCAAGGAGCAGCAAAAGAUCCGCCUGGAGGAGAUUGAGAUCCAAGUGGUGCAGAGGAAGAAGCAGAUCGUUAUCGAGGAGAGGGAGAUCGACCGAACCGACAAGGAGCUCAUCGCCAUAGUGAAAAGGCCCGCCGAGGCAGAGGCCUACAAGAUGAAGCAGCUGGCCGAGGGGUCGAAGAUGAAGACAGUGCUGAUCGCCCAGGCUGAGGCAGAGAAGAUCAAGAAGAUCGGAGAGGCCGAGGCUAGCUCCAUUGAAGCAGUGGGCAAGGCGGAGGCCGAGAAGAUGAGGCUGAAGGCCGAGGCCUACCAGCAGUACGGAGAGGCUGCUAAGACUGCUCUGGUCCUCGAGGCCCUGCCAAAGAUUGCUUCCAAGGUGGCGUCGCCAUUAUCCAAGACCAAUGAGAUCAUCAUCCUCAGCGGGGAGGGCAGCCGUGUGACAGGCGAGGUGAACCGCCUGCUGGCUGAACUUCCUGUGACUGUCAACGCUCUCACUGGAGUGGAUUUGUCAAAGAUCCCGCUGCUGCAGAAGAUGAGCAGCGCUCAAGCCUGAAAAAUGACGACUCCACAUGACUUCUGUAUCUGUUGUAUGCACUCUGAUAGACUGCCUUUAAUACACUUGAACAAUUUUGUUGUUUUAUACGUAUAUACUGUAUACCAAGUGAAUUUUGGAAACCUCUGGUGCCUUACUUUAUACAGCGCCAGAAUAUCUGAAUGCACUGCUGCUCAUUCAAAGAUUUUUUUUAUUUAGUUUUAACACAGGAACAUUUUGUGUUGUGUUUUUAUUUUUUUGUAUUUAAAGAUAUAUAUUUUGGCCCGUUUGUAUGAAAUGUCAUCAAAGAGGUGGACUGAUGUUUGACAGUGUAAUGGAUCAACCAGGUUAUGGCUCAUUUAUGCUCAAAAACAGAUACAGACACAGAU
This is a messenger RNA of Plectropomus leopardus (leopard coralgrouper), 1762 nucleotides long. RefSeq names its product flotillin-2. Gene Ontology annotation, biological process: protein localization to plasma membrane; regulation of myoblast differentiation. The record is from RefSeq and is a predicted model, not a curated record. Gene Ontology annotation, molecular function: protease binding. Gene Ontology annotation, cellular component: plasma membrane; cytoplasmic vesicle; flotillin complex. NCBI's taxonomy places the organism in Eukaryota, Metazoa, Chordata, Actinopteri, Perciformes, Serranidae.